Messenger RNA from Colletotrichum paranaense, 645 nucleotides. Its product is annotated as BZIP transcription factor JlbA/IDI-4. Gene Ontology annotation, molecular function: RNA polymerase II cis-regulatory region sequence-specific DNA binding; DNA-binding transcription factor activity, RNA polymerase II-specific. The record is from RefSeq and is a predicted model, not a curated record. NCBI's taxonomy places the organism in Eukaryota, Fungi, Ascomycota, Sordariomycetes, Glomerellales, Glomerellaceae. The transcript has 2 exons. Gene Ontology annotation, biological process: DNA-templated transcription; regulation of transcription by RNA polymerase II. The coding region runs from base 1 to 645 and encodes 214 amino acids.
AUGGGCCCUAUGUUUGGGUGGCAGGGCAUCACGACAGACUCAGGAGAUGGAUCUCAACUUCCAAACUACCAAAUCUCUCUCGAUCCGCAACUUGAAGCCGAUGAGUUGCAUCGAGCAAGUAGUCAGGAUGACAGCAUCGCUGCGCUGGGGGCGUUGCAUACAGGUCGGGAAGAUGUCUUUCUGGGUAUGCUUGCUAGCAUCGAGCCUUCCCAAUCAUCAGGACCGCAUGACUGUCGACCAUCUCAAAGGGCCACUCAUAGAAGCCCGCAGGAAAGCAUUCUGGAUAACCCCGAGUCCAUCUUCUCCUCGACCUUUCCUUCGAGGAGCACCACUUCCGAUCUCCUGCCCACUCAGCCCUCAGCCCCCGCAACUCAGCGCCGCGAUCACUCCGCAUCUGGCACUAAACGCAAAGCCAACGGAUCUCCAACGACUGACCUCGAUUCAAUCGAUGAAGAUAACGCUAAUGCUAUCAGAAGACAGCGCAAUACUGUCGCAGCUCGAAAAUAUCGUCAAAAAGGCCGUGACCGCAUCACGGAGCUGGAAUCUGCUCUUAAAGUUGUCGAGGAGGAGCGUGACAAACUGAAGCUACAACUCGCGAGGAAGGAGGCCGAGGUUGAUGCUUUGAGAGAAAUGAUGAAGAAAUAG